AUGCGUCGUCGACAAGAUGUUGGACGCCGUGAGCGUCUGGUUGAGCUAUUCAACCGCAUGGAUUGCAAUGGAGAUCGAAUCCUCCACAUGAAUGAAGUCAACGAGUACCUUCAGCGUCAUCGUUAUGAUCCGUCGGCCAUUAGAGAGUUUUGGAGAACCUUUGAUCUUAACCAAGAUGGUCAAAUUACAGCCGAGGAGUUCAAUAUGGUUUUAGCUCGGCUCCCUGAUGACAGCGUGGAUAUUGAGAACCUUCGCCGUGUCUUCACCUCUUUUGACACAGAUCACUCAGGUCGAUUGGAAGUUCAUGAAGUUAUGCGUUUGUUGGGUGCUAUUGCCGGCAGUCAGCAGGUUGUUGAAAACUUGAUGCAACUCUAUGGGGUUGCUCCAGAACUUGGACUCACCUUCGAAGACUUUGUCGCCUUCUUCUCUGAUCCUGCAUUUGUCUAA
This is a messenger RNA of Rodentolepis nana, 447 nucleotides long. Lineage: Eukaryota; Metazoa; Platyhelminthes; Cestoda; Cyclophyllidea; Hymenolepididae. The record is from the annotation of a GenBank genome assembly.